Molecule: messenger RNA, 1974 nt
Organism: Oncorhynchus mykiss (rainbow trout)
Lineage: Eukaryota; Metazoa; Chordata; Actinopteri; Salmoniformes; Salmonidae
Product: ly6/PLAUR domain-containing protein 2-like
Cellular component (GO): plasma membrane
Source: RefSeq, a predicted model, not a curated record
GGAAUCAGUGUGUCCAGUGUGCAGGCUUGCUACUGUCGAGCCCACAGAGGUUUGGCGCAACGUGGCCCAUCCUGCUCUGCUGAACCGGCACCGGGACCUGUCCUGGAUGGUUGCCCACGAGAUCCUCCCAGUCAGGGCCAUUAUGCACUCCCGGGGCAUCGUGUGGCCAAGAUGAGUUGGUGGGGCACUUGCUCUGGGAGUGCAGAGCCACCAGGGACCUGUGGAAGGAAGCAGGCCCCCUGAUCUCCCCGUGUCUGCCAGCAGGGGAGGACCUAACGCCCCAGCUCGUGCUGUAUGGGGUGGGCUGAAGGCCUAUUCCACCAAAGGCCUUCACCAAGCACUGGCCCACCCUCACGUGUCUGAAGGAUGCACUGUGGUCCUUCCGCAACCUGCUGGUAGCGAAACGAGUAGAGACCCCCCCCCAGGCAGGCUAUCUGGGGACCAUAUAUUAAAUAGAUUUUUGGAACAGGGAGAUGGAAUAGGGGCUUGCUCCGUCCACUCCACACAUCGACCUGGUAUUGCAGUACCUCCAGGAACGGUGCACCCCUUGUUGUUGUAAAUAUAAAUAAUGCGUUGUUUCGUUUUAAUAAAACAUUUAAAAUACUAAAAAACAGCCAAUCAACAAUGUUUAUGCAGAUUUCACCCUUGCAAAGUAUUCUGGGGGUGAUCUAUUAUAUCCCGCAAGUGAAAAGACUGUUUAAAAAAAAGUACACCAAAUUUCUCUACACUGUUUACUGUCUAACUUUUCACCAAACAUCUGUUAGAGUAAGUGAUUUAUCCACUCUAAUGUAUAGUCUUAAUUAACAUAACUAAAGCUAAAGCCCACUGCCACAAGAGAACACACCCAUACCUAAUUACCAACUCCCCAAAUCAGUCCCCCACAAACUGGAUGUUUACAGCCAUGAGUGAAACCACUUGCUUAUCUAAUUUAAUGAGCUAAUUUGGCUAUUUUCAGACUCAUAAAACCCAAGGUGUGACAUCCAGUUUGACUGAAGCCACUCUACAUCCACUAAUCUUUAGCCUUACACAGGAGGCUGGUCUCAUGGUAGUGGAUAGAGUGGAAUGGGAUCCAUGUGUUUGGUGCUGUUCCGUUUCCCCUUCGUUCCAGACAUUAUUAUGAGCCGUUCUCCCCUCAGCAGCCUCCAAUGUUUGAGUAUUUUUGUUUUUUUUGGUAACUGUGGUAUACAGUAAUUAUAGGGAGUAAAUGAAACAAGAUAUCACAAAUCUUUCAUGCUACACAAUGGUUCUGAAUAUUGUUGUGGAUUCUGCUUGGUAACAAUCUGUAGACUUUCACAAACACGCCUGGCUAUUUAAACCCCCAGCAGAGACGAGACAACUUUAUUACAGCAAGAUAAAAUCGUCAGAACUCACAUUAUCAGUCAUGAAGACCAUUCUUGUGUUACUAAUGCCCAUUUUGUUUGGGAAUGUUGCAGUGGAGGCACUGCGGUGUUAUGCCUGUGAUGAGACAAUCAGCAAUGCUCUGUGCAACCAGAACAUAGAGAACUGCUAUGUCUCAAAUGACACCUGCAUGACCGCCGUCACGCAAAUCUUGGGGAUCCAGUACAUUUAUAAGACCUGCACCAACAGCUUGACAUGUAGAACAGCCGCCUCCACCAACACCAUUCCAGGAGCCUUAUGGGGGAUCCAGGUCAGCUGCUGUCAGACUGACCUCUGUAACGUCAACGGUUCAUCAGUCUCUGGACUCAACUUCAUGUUGCUCAGCUUGUCUUUUCUCUUAUCCGGCCUGGUUUUGUCUCUGUGAAACUCUGUGAAGUUUUUGAAAUGAAUGAAUGAACAACUGAAAUCAAUAUGUGGGUUCAUCUUUGCUGGUUUGUUUUUGUUUGUUGUUGUUGCUCAUCCUCAGGAUCUAUGUCGGAUAGGAAAGUAAUACAACGUUUUCCUAUCUGUGCUGGUUACUGUGUCUCUGAAUCAAGUUUUCAAAAUGAAUGAAUAUGAACAACUGAAAUAAAUAUG